Molecule: messenger RNA, 1495 nt
Organism: Schistocerca gregaria
Lineage: Eukaryota; Metazoa; Arthropoda; Insecta; Orthoptera; Acrididae
Gene: Tango11
Product: transport and Golgi organization protein 11
Exons: 5
Coding region: 233-874 (213 amino acids)
Source: RefSeq, a predicted model, not a curated record
ACACAUUAUUACUUACUCUGAAGUAUGUUGUUAUGGGUAAAUAAAUGCGGAAGGUUGUAAUAACAUUAUAGUGCUGGAUGAUAAUAAGCUGUAACAUCGAGUUAGCUCUAUACGUGUGACGUUGUCCGCCGAAAUAGACUUUCCCCUUUGUUUUUUUUAUAUGUAACUUUUAUCCAUUUUGCGAGUGUAAGUAAUAUUAUAAGACAACUACCUCUGUUGGUGGCCAAUAAAUAUGUCUACGGAAGGAUCACCGAUUCAUUUGGCAGAUGAACUGAAAGGAACCCUUUAUGAUCCAGAGUAUACAGCUUACAUUAAUCAGCGAAUGAGAGUACCAGAAAGGUUAAGAAUUGAUGGUUCGUCGGAUGAACUGUACAAUUCGACCAUAAUGCCCAACGAAGUUUUUGACAUGCGUGUUCCAGAAAGGAUAGUUGUAGCAGGGAAUGAGCAACACAUAGGUAUCAAAGGAAUUCCAAGAGAAAUUGAAUAUGAAAAUAGCAUCAUGCCAUUGAAAGAAUCAGUGAGAGUGAAGACUCCUCCAUCAGUCAUAAGGCUUGAUGAAUACCCUUUUCCUUCUGCAUUUGAGUUCACUUCUGAGGCACCUGCAGAGAAGCCUGGUGCACUUGUUAAACCUAAACCACGUGUGGACCAGAAAUUAAUUAGCAGGGAGGCCACACCACCAAUAGGACCAGCAGAAGGUCUUUCUUACAAUGAAGAAAUCACCCACUUAAGACGACAAAUGGCUAAACUAAAUCGUCGUGUCAUGGCCAUAGAGUUGGAUAAUAUUAAAAGGCAGCAGCGUGAAAAAAUUAUUUUGGCUUGUGGACUCGCAUACAUUGUUUUGAAAACAUUAAUAUGGCUAAAUCGCUCACAGUAGUAAUCUGUAAAUAAUAUGUUAAAGAAUGAAAUGGUUCUUGUUAAUAAGCUAUGUAAAUCCAAAGGUGCAUUACUUGUAAGUUGGUGUGAAUAUAGUGUGCUAAUGUAUCACCAAAUAAAUAUCCAUGAGGCUUGACAGUUUAUGCAAAUUAAGGCUGUAAUAAAAUAGUAUUAAUUUUUGUAAGCCGUGUUGGUUUCUGUGAUCCUGAAUAAUGACACUAAGCACCUGUGAUCAGACUGACUUUGACUCCAAACAUUGUCUGCUUAUUAAUCUGGAAAUAUAGCUUUUAUAUUUUUGUGCAUUUUAGUUUGCAGUAGUUUUGUUCUUAGACUUUGAACAUUAAUGAUAAAUUUGUGUAUUUAGCCUUUCCAUGACAAAGCUGAGCUCAGUUGGCUUGGAAAAACACCUUUAUGCUUACAAAGAAACACUAUUUGUGGAUUUCUACAUCUGAAUACAUUGGACCAAGCCAAAACAGUAGCUCCACAAAUAAUUAUAAUGUUUUCUGAUAUAAAAUGUUUUCAUUCCAUUGUGUAUCAGAAAUGUGUGUAAAUCUUUGUAAAUAUGAAGUCAAUGUCAGUGACAAUUGUUGAAAAAUAAACUUUUUUAUAUAUUCUAAUGCAA